GUGAUGACGCAGGUUUGGAGUUGCAGGCAUGAGACGUCUAACUAUUUGCGCUUCUGCACGUCCAGGAACAUCGGCAAUAUUGUGAAGUUUAUUGAGCCCGUUACCUUGACAGUCCGCAGUACUUCGUUAUUUACCUCGUUUUUCUGCAGGAAUUGUACUGACAGCGGCACCGACAUGGAUCUGAGUAACAUGAGAAAGAGCUAUAAGAGCGAUCAGGAGUGUUUUGAGGAGGAUCAGCUUGCUUCUUUAGAUCCAAUUAAGCAAUUCGGCAGCUGGUUUGAUCAAGCCACUAAAUGCCCUGAGGUGGGAGAAGCCAAUGCAAUGUGUCUUGCAACAGCCACCAAGGAUGGUCGCCCCUCUGCACGCAUGGUUCUUCUAAAAGGCUACAGCGAGGAGGGAUUUCGCUUCUUUACCAACUAUGAGAGUCGGAAAGGUACAGAGCUGGACAGCAAUCCCCAGGCCUGUCUUGUAUUUUACUGGGAACCAUUAAACAGACAGAUUCGCAUUGAAGGCACUGUAGAGAGAAUCCCAUAUGAGAUUUCACGUGAUUAUUUCCACUCAAGGCCCAAGGGCAGUCAAAUCGGGGCUGUUGUUAGCAGGCAGAGCACAGUAAUACCAAGCCGACAAUACCUGAGAGACAAGAAUGCAGAGCUUGAGGAAAAGUAUAAGAACACUAAUGUACCAAUGCCAGAUUACUGGGGUGGAUACAUUGUAAAACCCCACCUGAUUGAGUUCUGGCAGGGUCAGACCAAUAGAUUACAUGACCGAAUAGUCUUUUUGCGGCCAAAAGAGGGAGAGACUGAGCUGGGGGAUAUGCAGCAUCAAGCUGAGGGAGGCUGGAUAUACCAACGCUUAUCCCCCUAAUAGAGGACAUGCUGUGAAAUCAACAUCACCGUCUGUGACAUCAAUACAUCAUCAUUACUUGACAGCGACUGUCGCAAAUAAUGCCACCAGGGCAUCAACUGACUAGUGAAGACUUAUCAUUCCAUAUUCGUCCUGCAUUCGUAUCAUCUUAACCAAAACCAGAAGGGAGAUUUAUGUUGAUAACUGCAUACAUGAUUUUAUGAAUAUAAAUCAUGUUGCAUUACGAAAUGGUGCUUCGUUGCAGCAUUUUUAAGCCUUCAAGACUGACCUCAACACGUUCUUAAUCUACUACUUGUAAGUGCAAAGUCUGUUGACUGCCUGAUGUUUAUUAAUAAUUAAAAAAGCACAGCUGUACUUGCAGCCUUAAUUGUAGUUUCAGAAAACAUAGAUUUUGGACUUCUGUGCACAUCUAUAAAUGUGUUAAUGAUAAACAACAAAAUAUUCUACAAGACAAAUGUGAAAUAUGAUUAGAUUGUGUGUUAAUAAAUGUGCCAAAUGUAAUGUUGAUCUAAAAUAACUGUCUGAAUUUGGCUGUAAUUCUGUAAUGGAUGGUGACUUUUUCUUGUAAAUAUACAGUAAUAAACCUGUUUAAUUUUUGCAGCGAUGCUCAUUGUGCUUUUUUGCCAGCAGAUGGCGGUGGCGUUCAAACAACUGUUUGUACUUCUCCACAAUUUAACACAUCUCAGAAAUGCAAUAAAAAUCUUUAUUUUGCAUAUUCUAACAAUAACCGUUAAAGACCUCAGUAAACAAUGGACAAGUACAAAUUAAACGACAAAUUAAAGCUGUAGUUGUGGAGAACCUAUUUCUAACGUGCUGUGACUUUUGACUGUCCUUGCCCUAAUUACAACCCUUUUUAUGACAAAUGAUCAAAUCAGAGAUAUGCACAACUGAGCGUCCACAACCA
Molecule: messenger RNA, 1768 nt
Organism: Sinocyclocheilus rhinocerous
Lineage: Eukaryota; Metazoa; Chordata; Actinopteri; Cypriniformes; Cyprinidae
Product: pyridoxine-5'-phosphate oxidase-like
Exons: 7
Coding region: 4-864 (286 amino acids)
Biological process (GO): pyridoxine biosynthetic process; pyridoxal 5'-phosphate biosynthetic process
Molecular function (GO): pyridoxamine phosphate oxidase activity; FMN binding
Source: RefSeq, a predicted model, not a curated record